UCGGCUCAUCGGCGGGAUUGCGCCAAUUGUCGCAUUCACUCAGUCCAUUCUCGCUUGCGCGACGGCCGCAUUUCUACACUCCCUCACCUCUUAUACCACAGACGCCUUCCGCGCUCUGAAACCCGAAGUAUCUCAAUAUGUCGCGAAGUCUGCCUACGAAACGGAAUCCCCUCAUCUCGCGGGAUUCGGCGCCUUCUUUUGAAGACUUGCUCGGCCUCCGCCGACUGGGCAAGACGAAACUCACAGUCAAGCCUGGACAAGUAGGUACUUCAAACGCCACAAAGGCUGAGAACCUGGGUCCUUUCGAAUAUGCGCACCUCCGAGCUCCUCUGCCGGAUGAUCUGAGCGGUUCCGAAAUCUUUGCUACUCAAUCGAACCAAGCUCAUCCCGAAACAUACUUCCUAAUGAGAAGAAGCAAGGAUGGUUUCGUGAGCGCCACUGGCAUGUUCAAGAUUGCAUUCCCUUGGGCUACCCAUACGGAAGAAAAGGAAGAGCGGGACUACCUCAAAUCACUCGAUUCGACCAGUCAAGAUGAAAUAGCUGGCAAUGUCUGGAUAACGCCCGAAUUCGCUCUUGAACUUGCUGAAGACUACGGUCUGAACGAAUGGGUACGGGCACUUCUGGAUCCAUCUGAGAUAUCUCAAACGCCUUCAAGCACCAAGAAGCCGAUUAAUCCACCACCUAAGUUCGACCUGCCCACGGAUAAUACAAAGCUAGCUCCGCCUGCCAAAGCGCCGCGGGCUAGAUCAGUCAGAUCUGCAUCUCCCAGCAAGAUGGCCACUCCCGCCAAACCUGGCAAGGCUGCAUCGCCGCGCAAGAGACAGACUAAAGCUCAGAAAGAAGCCAAUCUCGCCCAUGCAAACGCUGCAAGUGCCAGCUUGCAAUCAGCAUUGGAUGAUGCAGCGUCUGUAGCAGAGACAGAGACAAAACCUGAGUUGGCCGGGCCCCUCGAUCUAGCUCCUGCUGCACACGAAGAAACGGUCAAGGUUCAAGUCGACCAGUCAGUAGAGGUGGACGGCACGACGGAGACCACACAUACAAACGUGACGGUGGAGAUGCCGGCUGGUUCACCUGAAUUACCCCUGCCCGAAGAUACGGAAAAGAUGCUCGAAACUGCCAGAAAAAUGGUCGAAGAGGCCAAAUCGCUUGAGGCCUCGCCAAAGGUUACGAGAAAGCGCAAGGCUCAAGAACCCGAACCGUCUGAUAUCGAUGCGGAGUUGCCCCUCCAGCCGGCCAAGAAGGCCAGAAUAUUGGAAGAGAAACUGAAGAGGGAGAAGGUGAGGACGAGGGCGGUCCUAGGUGUCACUGCCACGUUGGCCAUUGCUGCUGCUAUUCCUUACUUUUUCUGAAUAAUAAUCGUCAGAAGGCCACAGUAUGACUUCUUCGAACUUUUGUUGGAAUUUACUUCGAGAGAUACCUGGUGCUCAGAUGACCCAGAGGAGGCAGCCCAGUCGAAUAGUGCACAUCACCCUCUUGGGAUCUGGGAGCGCGCCGAGUCGCAUU
Molecule: messenger RNA, 1503 nt
Organism: Exophiala viscosa
Lineage: Eukaryota; Fungi; Ascomycota; Eurotiomycetes; Chaetothyriales; Herpotrichiellaceae
Product: transcription regulator HTH, apses-type DNA-binding domain-containing protein
Exons: 5
Coding region: 138-1349 (403 amino acids)
Biological process (GO): mitotic telomere tethering at nuclear periphery; meiotic attachment of telomere to nuclear envelope
Cellular component (GO): nuclear membrane complex Bqt3-Bqt4
Molecular function (GO): DNA binding
Source: RefSeq, a predicted model, not a curated record